CACAACCCUCCAAACUCCUCAUUUAUCCAAUGCUCACCAGCUCGUCCUGUAAUUGGCACGAACCCAGAAAUCUUAAACCUGCGGCUUACAGCUAGGGCCGAUCGUUGGCCAGACUAUUUACGCCUUUUGGCGGGGAAUGUCACAGGAUACAUAUCGGGACUUCGGGAGUCCGCGACAGGCCGACACCAUGGAAACCUACAAGCUACUAGGCAAGGCGAAUGGCAAAAGGCUAGCGGUCGCAAAGCCUUUCUCAAGCUUUGGGCGUCCUCCCCGUGAUUUCAGAGCCUGCAUGGCGUCCAGUUGGCGUCGAGAAACUUGCGAUCCAACAGCCCAGGGCCCAAUGGGAGAUGAACUAACGCGCCACCGCAGGGGGGAACGCCUAGGCCUUAAUCAUCCCCCGGACACUAAGCUCAUCGAGCUUUUCUCCACUGACGCAACCCAGGGAUGGCGGUUUUCCGUUGCAACGUCGACUGCCUUGCUGCGCUGCUUGGGGAGCAUUUGCCUGGGAUAUUGGGGGCCCCGAAGGCGUUGGAGAGUUAGAGCGCCGGUGAUGGAGGCCGGAGGCGAUGGAGGUUUGGAUGUGUUCCUUGGUGCUCCGGAGAAUCCCCGAGUCCAGACUCCAGAGUGUGCAGGCAUGCUAAUUGCUGGGGAAGAGGAGAGAUUGUGGAGGUAAGGAGGUUGGGAAGAGACGGAGAAGGCACGGCAUGGAAGACACGGCAUGAGGAGAACUGUAAUCUAGAAGGUCUCAGACCUUGAAGGAGUACCGUACCAUACAAAAUAAAAAACUCUAUCCACACAGUAAACAUUGCCUCAGCUUCAAUUUUUCCAUGCUCGUGAUCCUCAAACCGUCUACGGUGUCA
Messenger RNA from Eremomyces bilateralis CBS 781.70, 860 nucleotides. RefSeq lists its product as uncharacterized. The coding region runs from base 137 to 673 and encodes 178 amino acids. NCBI's taxonomy places the organism in Eukaryota, Fungi, Ascomycota, Dothideomycetes, Eremomycetales, Eremomycetaceae. The transcript is spliced from 2 exons. The record is from RefSeq and is a predicted model, not a curated record.